AUGGGAAUCAUCAACAAUUUGAAGACCUUCUAUCUUGCAAAAUUAGUUAAUCACAUCCUUGAAGCUAUUGAAGACAUUUUGCUGAGCUCAUCGUCAACAGUCAGAGAAAUCUGUACUAAGGUCAACAUUCUACAAGCUAUCACAUUUGUGGCUGAUAGCUGCGACGAAGAGCAAUCCUACAUUCCUGAUGACAAGGACGAUAGUUUCCUACGAUUAUGUUUCCCUUGCAGGUUUGUAUUGGCUCUUAUGGGAUUUUUGUGUUUCUUUGUUCAAAGUUCGAUGAGAGUAUGCAUAAGUAUCGCCAUUGUCGCCAUGGUAAAUUGGUCUGCGGUAAAUAAAAAGCGUGAUACAGCCCAGGAAGCCGUUCAAAAGUGCGAGUAUCCAGGAGAAAGCGAAAGAAGCAACGAUGAGGACGGACCCUUCGAGUGGGAUGCUACUACGCAAGGACAUAUCCUCGCCGCUUACUUUUAUGGAUACGCUGCUACGCAGAUGCUGAGCAUCCGCUUUGCGAAUACCCUUCGUUGCAAGUACAUCAUCUUUACUGGUACAGUGUUGGCCUCUGGUAGUACGAUCUUGAUACCUACUGCGGCUAAGUAUGACCCGUUUCCUGUGAUAAUUGCGCAGAUUAUCAGAGGACUUGGCGGAGCUGGUUUGGCGUUUUCUUUGCUUUGGUUAUUUUUAAUAUUUGAAAAUCCGAAACAGCACCCUUUCAUCACAAGAGCAGAGCUGAACAAGUUAACACCAUUAGAAAGUCAAUUAGUUCCACCAUCUAGGUAUCUUGUUGCAGCACAAGCAAUACUGACAUCAAAGACUAUUUGGGCAUACAUAGCGAUAGGAAUUUCUUCUGCUUGGAAUUUAUAUUUGUAUUCGUCAGUUCUACCGUUAUUUCUAGCCACGGUACUUAACUACAACAUUGAAAAGAAUGGAAUAUAUACUUCUGUGCCGUUCGUCUGCGAAACCAUAAUUUUUGUGGUGGCGUUAUAUUCUUUGGGUAGAGCAAUAAGAAGCGAAAGGCUUUUGCCUGCUGUACUGUUUAAAAUUUGGUCUUGUAUUG
This is a messenger RNA of Uloborus diversus, 1054 nucleotides long. RefSeq names its product sialin-like. Gene Ontology annotation, biological process: monoatomic anion transport. Gene Ontology annotation, molecular function: transmembrane transporter activity. The transcript has 7 exons. The record is from RefSeq and is a predicted model, not a curated record. The annotation marks the transcript as partial. Lineage: Eukaryota; Metazoa; Arthropoda; Arachnida; Araneae; Uloboridae.